UCUUCUUCUCUCACUUUAGCCAAAUAAGUGAACCCAAAAAAAAAAAAGGGUCACUUUUUCUUCAUAGUAAAAAGUUACUAAGAAUGUCUUCCUUAGUGCCAGAGAGUGUAUUUGAAUUAGGAAUUGAGUUCUCUGAGGCCAACAAUGUGCUUCUCAUGUCUCUUAUGGAAGAAACACAAGAAGAUGAGUACUAUGGCGAUGAUAGACUUGUGAGUAUGAUUCAGUCAUUAGAGGCAGAGAUAAGUGUCCCUGUAUUGGGUCAAAUGUAUGAGAUGGGACACGUGGAUGAUCAAGGUUGCUCCACAUCAUCACUCAGUGGCCCUGAUCAUUGGGUUGAUAUUGCGUUGGUCUCUUCCUUACCCUUUGAUGAGAUGAAUCCAUGGAUCCCUUGUGGAGAUGAGAUGGAGCAUGUAGCAAUGGAAUAUGAAGAUGGAAAUGACAUUGAUGAUUUUCAUUUGUGUUAUGGAGUUUUCUUGGAGCAACAACAUAGAGAGACUUAUAUGUCACAAGGAGCCAGUGAUGCAGUAUUCUGAAAUUAAUUAAUAGUAAUAUUGUAUAAAGAAACAUAAGCAAUCACAAUAAUGUUUAAUUAAGUAGAGUUUACCAGG
Gastrolobium bilobum is the source of this 608-nucleotide messenger RNA. RefSeq lists its product as uncharacterized. NCBI's taxonomy places the organism in Eukaryota, Viridiplantae, Streptophyta, Magnoliopsida, Fabales, Fabaceae. The coding region runs from base 84 to 533 and encodes 149 amino acids. The record is from RefSeq and is a predicted model, not a curated record. The transcript has a single exon.